Messenger RNA from Culicoides brevitarsis, 2512 nucleotides. Its product is annotated as BRCA2-interacting transcriptional repressor EMSY. The transcript has 4 exons. Bases 120 to 2378 code for a protein of 752 amino acids. The record is from RefSeq and is a predicted model, not a curated record. Gene Ontology annotation, biological process: regulation of DNA-templated transcription. Gene Ontology annotation, cellular component: nucleoplasm. NCBI's taxonomy places the organism in Eukaryota, Metazoa, Arthropoda, Insecta, Diptera, Ceratopogonidae.
ACAAAUUAGAAAAUUGAGAUUGCGAAGCUUUAGUUCCUUCUAAGAUGUCGAUUAUUGCGUUCACGAGAACACAAUAACUUGCAUUCGUUGGUGAAACUGUAUAAGGAGACAACUACAAAAUGUGGCCAAAAAAACUGAAUCUUUCAACUGAAGAGUGUCGAGCAUUGUUGCGGAAUUAUGAACUCGAGGCGUAUUCCAGCGUAAUGAAUGCUUUUCGGUCGCAGGGUGAUUUGACGGACGAUAAAACUCGAAUACUGAAGGAUUUGCGAGUGGCGUUCCACAUCUCGGAUGACAGGCACAAAGCAGAAGCUCGUCGCGUAUCGAAUGACGAGCGCUUCAACACGAUAGCCGACGUAAUUUCGGGCUACGAGACAUCGCGUACCUGGACCAAGGAAGGUCGUCGGACAGUGCCGUUAAUUCCGCGCGGUUUAGCCGAAACGGCGCUCAUCCAAGUCGCAGAUACGCUCUCGCAACGCUACACAAAGCAAAAUGACAAGAUGCCACAUCCAUCGCGCGUGAUAGUGUCGCGCCCGGAAGCGAUUAUUUUUCCCGAUCAGUCGCGUAUUCCGCCAGUUCCUUUGUUCGACGAGAAAUCCGUCAUUUUUGACGAGAAAAUUGCCAUGAAACUGGAAGAAAGGAUUCCCCUUACGACAACAUCAACGAUGCCCGAAGACGAUGGAUGGAGUAGAAAGCGUCGUUCGUCGAUGGAAAAUAUCAAUUUAAAUCAAAAACUGUAUCCGCACGUCAUGAAAGCGCAACAAUCAACGAGUAGUGCGAAAAAGGGAUCUGCUGCAAAGAGACCGCGCAAAGAAAAAGUGUCAAAAAAUCAAAUUGCUGCAAUGACGCACGCCAACUCACAUCCUGCAAAGUUUAUUGAUUUCGAGGAUUCGAUAAAUCGCUCGCAGGAACACAAUCGCCAAAAUCGUGAAGCGGAUAAUAUGCGAAUGAUCCACUCGUAUGCGAGUAAUUCGUUACCACUGACGCAGCAAAAUGUGAAAAAUAGCCAGAAACGACACUCACAAAGCGAGUAUUCGACGCAUCCGCACCACUUGCACCAUCCGAGCAUGAUGCAACAAGGCAAUAACAUAAUGAAGGGCAAACAAUCUGCCGCCAACAUGAUGAAUCAAAAUGUCCUCUUACAAUAUCCUCAGAUGAUGCAUUCGCCUGCCGAACCGAUGAGUACAAAGUCUGGCGUCAUGGAAGCGAACAACAUGUCUUUGCUGGCAGGACGAGCGGAAAAUAGUUUUAGUACGCCGAUCGCACACAAGCCGCCUGCUCUCGAAAAACCACCUAAAAUUCAAAUCCUAAGCAAUAAUCCUGUAAAAAUAAUUCCUUCGUUGUCGCUGAAAACGUUGCAGUCCAAGGGAAAUGUUCAAGUUGUUCAAUCGCCGCCCGGCAAAGUCGUCUUGCGUUCCUUCAACAACGAAAUCGAGUCUCCCGAUCCGCGGGGCAUUGGGCCGCCUCAAACGAUUCCCGGACCCAAAAUCAAUGUACAGAAAGUCCAAUUGAUGCCGGUGCAAAGUGCAAACUCCAAGGCGAACGCCAACUUCUUAAUUGUGCGAAAUAACGCAGCGUCGGCAAUGAAUGCCUCGAAAAUCCCAAACAAAGCAGAACAUGGAGGUCAACAAGUAAUUUGCAUGCCCCAACUUUCGGCAAACAACAAGAAAGAUCCCUCGAAAAUUGUCACGACGACAUUCACCGCAACGAAAAAGAACAUAUCGAACCUGCAACAAAUCCCCGUGAAACCGCUCUCAGGUGCAACACUAACGAAAAUCGAUGCGGACCAAUCGUUGCAAAAGAUCCGCUUGAUACCGACGUCAUCAGCAAUUUCCCGUCCCUUGCCGCCACUCACGACAACAACGACUCAAAUCAAGUUGUCCAAAAACUCGAAACUUUAUCCGAUUACGUACAGCAAUGGCACGCCAUUCACCGAAAUGUACGUUGUAAAUAGGAAUAGCGCGUCGCCCAAGUCCAUAAGUGUCGUGAAAAAUAACGAAAAUAUCGAGAAUGAAAAGGUCGAUUGGGAAAACGAGUUGGAUAAGAAGCACCAUGUACCGCAACAAAAGGGACAAGGCACCUCGAGAGUCAUAGUACAAAGUAUACCCAAUAUGCAGACUGAAGGAAUACAAAGUCUCAAGAGUUCCGAAGUUGUUGCUGAACCAAUGAACCUCGAAGAAAUAAUUGCUUAUGAAUCAGAGUCUCACGACGAGGACGACGACAAAACUGUGAGUCAGGAGGAAGAACGAAGCGACAUUGAUGUAACUGACAUGGUUAGCUACGAGUCCGAUGAUGAACGAGCACAAAGUCUACAAUCACCUGAAAUGCAUCCCGUGUCGGACAAAUUAUCAGAACUGACAAGAGAGAUUCUUAAAGAUUAAGAGCCACGACGACAUGCUGGAUAUGAAGCCCAAAUCGAUUUUUACUAUUUAAAAAAUUAUAUUAAUUAAUUAUUACCGAUUAUUGUACAUAAGAGACAGACAACCUACCGUUUUGAGUGAGUGUAGGUAAAAGU